CAAAGCAGCCAGAUGCGCGCAGGACGCGGUUGCGCAUGUUACUACCGGGCUUAGUAUAAAUUUAAAAUUUUGUUUUACCGCUAAAAUGACUAAACAUGCAAUGUUUUCAACGUAACAACAAUUUAUAAACAAAAUGAAGUGUCAGUUCUUACAUUUAGUUCCGUGAGUGUUGAUUAUUAAGUGAUUUAUCGACAGAAGGAGUAAAACAAAUGUGUGUGUUCCAUGUGUGAAUGUUGUGCUUCAUAAUGUGGUCGAGAAACUUUACACCGGAUUAUGGGAUUAUGUUGCUGUCUAUAGGUGUGCUGCUGUCGAGUCUGGCGGCCAAAAUCCACGGAGUAGAAGGUUUCGUGUCGUGUUCGCCGUCGCCGUGUAAAAAUAGCGGCACUUGUUUAUCCACACCUAGAGGAGAAUCUUUUUGCAAUUGCACGUCACGUUACGCCGGCGAGUUCUGUCAGCAUUUGAACCCCUGCCACAGCGAAUCUAGUCCCAGGUGCCAGAACGGCGGCACCUGUAGGGUCCGGCCAGGGGUCGGCGGCGGCCCCCCGUCCUUUGCUUGCGACUGUCCCCUCGGGUUCAGUGCAUCGCUGUGUGAGAUACGAGUACCGGCUGCUUGUGAUUCGGCACCAUGUUUGAAUGGCGCCACCUGCCGGUUGACGUCAUUACACACUUUUGAAUGCGACUGUCCACCGGGAUACACAGGUGCUGAAUGUUCACACGAAGACCACUGCGCAUCCCAACCGUGUAGGAAUGGAGGUCGUUGCGUUGCGGACAAUACAACUACCGCCGGCUACUCAUGUGCUUGUCCACCCGGCUUCACCGGCCCGCGAUGUAUCGACGACGUGGUGGAAUGCUCAAGUGGUUCUGGACCUUGUCAUCAUGGGAGAUGCUUUAAUACACACGGGUCGUAUACUUGUGUGUGCGAGCCGGGUUUCACGGGCAGAGAUUGUGAUGCGGAAUACGUGCCGUGUGAGCCUUCUCCCUGUUUGCAUGGUGGAAGAUGCACGCCAUUGGAUCAGCUGAGAUACGAAUGUGACUGUCCUCCUGGUUUCCGCGGUCAGAAUUGUGAGAUAGACAUCGACGACUGCCCCGGCAACUUGUGUCAGAACGGCGCGACCUGUAUUGAUGGCCUCAACUCCUACACAUGCGAGUGUCCACCCACUUUCACAGGCACCCUUUGUGAGACGGAUGUCGAUGAAUGUGCUUUGAGGCCUUUAGUAUGUCAGAACGGGGCGACCUGUACCAACUCCGUGGGCGGAUUUUCCUGCAUCUGUGUAAACGGAUGGACUGGACCUGAAUGCUCUGUGAACAUCGACGACUGCGCCGGCGCUGCAUGCUUCAAUGGCGCCACUUGUAUUGAUAGAGUUGGUGCUUUUUACUGCAAAUGUACCCCAGGGAAGACGGGUCUCCUCUGCCAUCUGGACGACGCAUGCACAUCCAACCCUUGCCAUGCUGACGCCAUCUGCGACACAAGUCCUAUCAACGGUUCCUAUACAUGCUCCUGUGCAUCCGGCUACAAAGGUCUAGAUUGCUCUGAAGACAUCAACGAAUGUGAACAAGGUUCUCCGUGUGAGCAUGAUGGCACGUGUGUCAAUACUCCGGGUUCGUUCGCGUGCAACUGCUCUGUGGGUUUCACGGGACCUCGGUGUGAGACCAAUGUUAACGAGUGUGAAAGCCAUCCCUGUAGAAACGAUGGCUCCUGCCUUGAUGACCCGGGGACCUUCCGCUGUGUCUGCAUGCCUGGUUUUACUGGUACGCAAUGCGAAGUGGAGAUCGACGAAUGCGCAAACAAUCCUUGUCUCAACGGCGGCGUAUGUCACGACAUGAUCAAUGCGUUCCGCUGCACUUGCGUCAUAGGGUUUACGGGUGCCCGUUGUCAGGUGAACAUUGACGAUUGUGCAUCCAGCCCGUGCCGCAACGGUGGGACCUGCCACGACUCUAUCGCCGGCUAUACUUGCGAGUGUCCACCGGGAUAUACUGGUAUGUCAUGCGAGACCAACAUCAACGACUGCCUAUCCGCGCCAUGCCACCGCGGCGAGUGCAUCGACGGUGAUAACAGCUUCACCUGCAACUGCCACCCUGGAUACACCGGCAGGGUGUGUCAAACGCAGAUCAACGAGUGCGAGUCGAACCCAUGCCAAUUUGGAGGUCACUGCGAGGACUUGAUAGACGGGUAUCAGUGCCGUUGCAAGCCGGGUACGUCGGGUCGCAACUGCGAAAUCAACGUUAACGAGUGUUAUUCCAACCCUUGCAGGAAUGGCGCCACUUGUAUUGAUGGCAUCAACAGAUACACGUGCGAGUGCAUCCCCGGCUUCACGGGCCAACACUGCGAGACCAACAUCAACGAAUGUUUGUCCAACCCAUGUGCCAACGGCGGCAAAUGUAUUGACCGCAUCAACGGAUUCCGCUGCGAGUGCCCACGAGGAUACUACGAUGCUAGAUGUUUGUCCGACGUCAACGAAUGUGCCUCUAACCCUUGCAUCAAUGGCGGGACUUGCGAAGAUGGCGUCAACCAGUUCAUCUGCCACUGUUUACCAGGAUAUGGAGGUCAACGUUGUGAACGCGACAUAGACGAGUGCAGUUCGAAUCCUUGUCAACACGGCGGUACUUGCCACGAUCGACUAAAUGCGUACAAAUGUGAUUGCGUACUUGGAUUUACUGGUGUGAACUGCGAGACGAACAUCGACGAUUGUGCGGGCAACCCAUGCCUGCACGGCGGCUCCUGCAUCGACCUGGUGAACGGCUACCGGUGCGUGUGCGCGCCGCCGCACUCCGGCCGCAACUGCGAGAACACGCUCGACCCCUGUCUGCCAAACCAAUGUCGUCACGGUGGUCGUUGUGUGGCGGAAGCAUCGUACGCGGAGUUCACGUGCGCGUGCGGCGCGGGCUGGGCGGGCGCGCUGUGCGAACGCGACGUAGACGAGUGCGCGGCCUCCGCGCCCUGUCACAAUGCCGCGACUUGCGUUAAUACAGCCGGCGCGUACGCAUGUCUCUGCGCACGAGGGUAUGAAGGCCGGGACUGCGCUAUAAAUACUGAUGAUUGCGCUUCUUUCCCGUGUCAGAACGGCGCGACGUGUCUGGACAGUAUCGGGGACUACAACUGCGUGUGCGCCAGCGGGUUCGCCGGCAAGCACUGCGAGGUCGACAUCGACGAGUGCCAGUCUCGCCCUUGUAUGAACGGAGCUACUUGCAAUCAGUACGUGGCGUCGUACACGUGCACGUGUCCGCUGGGCUUCUCCGGCACCGACUGCCAGACCAACGACGAGGACUGCACCGACUCCAGCUGCAUGAACGGCGGCACCUGCCUCGACGGCAUCAACUCCUACAACUGCUCCUGCCCACCGGGGUAUACGGGAUCGAACUGCCAGUUCCGCAUCAACAUGUGCGAUAGCUCCCCAUGUAGUAAUGGCGCCACCUGCCACGAUCACGUCACCUUCUACACCUGCCACUGCCCCUACGCCGCGGGCAUCACUUGGUUCCCUGAAGGCUUCAUCCGCAACAACUCCUCAACACGGCGGCGCACGAGAAGACGUGGCCCAGAUGGUCAGGAGAUGAGGAAUUUAAACAAAGCCUCCAUUGGCUGCAUAGAUGUUGACAUAAACGGUGGGCACAUGGGCCCUCCACACUGGUCAGAUGAGGAUGAUGAUGGGUCAGCUCCGCCACGAGCGAAGCGAGCGCGAGGACCUGGAGACGCUAACGGUGCACCAGGAGGUUACGCGUCAGACCACACUGCUAUAACGGACUACGAGGAGGCAGGGCAUGAGCCCAGGGUAUGGACGCAGCAGCACCUGGACGCGGCCGACAUCCGCGUGCCGCCCAGCAUGAUGACACCACCGGCCAUCCACGACAGCCACGUAGACGUGAACGCGCGUGGGCCGCUGGGAAUGACACCGCUGAUGGUGGCUGCCAUCCGCGGCGGCGCGCUGGACGCCGGCUCCGACGCAGAAGAUGAGCAGACGGCACACAUCAUCUCCGAGCUGGUAGCCCAAGGGGCGCAGCUUAACGCAGCCAUGGAUAAGACCGGCGAGACCAGCCUGCAUCUUGCCGCAAGAUACGCACGAGCGGACGCCGCCAAACGUCUAUUGGACGCGGGCGCGGACGCCAAUUCGCAGGACAACACUGGCCGGACGCCGUUGCACUCCGCCGUCGCCGCGGACGCUAUGGGCGUCUUCCAGAUACUGCUUAGGAACAGAGCCACUAACUUGAACGCUAGAAUGCACGAUGGGACCACACCUCUUAUACUUGCUGCUAGGUUAGCGAUAGAGGGUAUGGUGGAGGACCUGAUCAACGCGGACGCGGACAUCAACGCGGCUGACAACAGCGGCAAGACGGCGCUGCACUGGGCCGCCGCGGUCAACAAUGUAGACGCAGUCAACGUAUUGCUUGUACACGGUGCUAAUAGGGACGCACAGGAUGACAAGGACGAGACGCCAUUAUUCCUGGGUGCUCGUGAGGGUUCGUACGGCGCGUGUCGAGCGCUGCUAGACGCGCUCGCCAACCGCGAGAUCACCGACCACAUGGACCGGCUGCCGCGCGACGUCGCCCAGGAGAGGAUGCACGACGACAUCGUGCGGCUGCUGGACGACCACUGCCCGCGCCCGCAGCACCACCAUCUGCUGCCAUCCCCCAACCCUCACCCGCAGCUGAUCAGCCAGCCGACAGUGAUAGCUGGCGCGGGCAAGGGCAAGCCGAAGAAGGCGCGCGCCAAGCCCGGCCCCGACAGCCCGCAGGACCAGCCCUACGACAACAACAUGCACCUCGCGCAGAUACGACGGAAACCGAGUGUAAAAAAGAACAAUAAAAAGGUGGCGCAGGAAGUGCCGCAGAGCGUGGAGAGCCUCGGUUCCAGUCUCAGUCCAGUUGAAUCGCCGCUGCAAAAUUUACAGGACUUGCCGUCGCCGUACGACGCGACGUCGCUGUACUCGAACGCUAUGGCGCAGUUCCCCGGCAUGGAGCCGCUGCUGCAGCACAAGCAGCCCCCCAGCUAUGAGGACUGCGUCAAGACGGGUCAGACGCUGCAGUACGGCGGCGGCGCGCUGGGCGCCUCGCUGUCGCCGCCUUACUCCAACCACUCCCCCACGCACAGCAACCACACCACCUCGCCGCACGCGUAUAUAGGUUCGCCAUCGCCGGGCAAAUCGCGGCCGUCGCUGCCGACGUCACCAGCGCACAUGGCGGCGCUGCGCCACUCGCACCANCACCAACACCAGCUGGAUGCCGCCACGUAUUCAGCUCUCGCACAUCUUAGUGCUAAUGGGCAGCACAACGCGCAGCUGCAGGCGGUGAUGACGCACGCGGCGGCGCUCGGACAAGUGCAGGGACAUCACCCCGCGCUCACCAAUAUGAUAUCAGGGAUAGGUCUGUAUGGUAGCUGGGGCAUUGGCGAUACUUUCCCGACGCCGUCUCCGGAAUCCCCAGACCAGUGGUCAUCGCCAUCGCCACAGACACCGUUAACGCAAUCGCCACAUUCAGACUGGUCCGACCGCGCGGCGCUAUCGCCAAACGACAUGCAACAGACAAACAAAGGAGCCACUGAAGCCAUUUAUAUAUAAACUGGGAACAUAACUAUGCCAUUUUGGACUUUAUGUAUGUAAACAUAAGAUUGAUAUUCAAUUUGAUAUUAUAAAUCCGAAAAUGUUUUGAACAUUGCAAAUUUUUUGAAGUAUUUUUGUAAUUUUUAACACUUUGACGUUGGUAUAAACUUUUUUUGGUGCGUAUUUUAAAAUAAAGGUGUUAUUAAGGUACUAUAGGUUGACUCGAUUUUUCUCAGUUGAAUGACAUUUAAUAAUGUGCUUUUCUCGAAUAUAAUCUCAAGGUGCUUGCGGUUUUUGAUAGACUGAUUUGUGUCGCCAUGACAGCCCUAGCUAGCACUAGUUAAACUCGAUAGGACAAGAAUGUUCGUAUUUAGUGAUUCUCCAUUGACGUUUAGUGACUAUAAAUAGUGUUUUUUUUUAAUUUUUAGCAAAAGAAUAUAGGAACAAUUGUAACAUUAGUAAUUGAAAAAUUAUUAAUAGUUUCAAACGAUACGUUUUGCACUAUUAAUAAAAUGAAUUUAAA
Papilio polytes (common Mormon) is the source of this 6054-nucleotide messenger RNA. RefSeq names its product neurogenic locus Notch protein (gene N). Gene Ontology annotation, biological process: heterophilic cell-cell adhesion; Notch signaling pathway; regulation of developmental process. The record is from RefSeq and is a predicted model, not a curated record. NCBI's taxonomy places the organism in Eukaryota, Metazoa, Arthropoda, Insecta, Lepidoptera, Papilionidae. The transcript has 32 exons. Gene Ontology annotation, cellular component: plasma membrane; protein-containing complex. Bases 231 to 5549 code for a protein of 1772 amino acids. Gene Ontology annotation, molecular function: protein binding; calcium ion binding.